Molecule: messenger RNA, 1854 nt
Organism: Lolium rigidum
Lineage: Eukaryota; Viridiplantae; Streptophyta; Magnoliopsida; Poales; Poaceae
Product: cysteine desulfurase, mitochondrial-like
Exons: 2
Coding region: 104-1477 (457 amino acids)
Biological process (GO): [2Fe-2S] cluster assembly
Cellular component (GO): mitochondrion; cytosol
Molecular function (GO): pyridoxal phosphate binding; cysteine desulfurase activity
Source: RefSeq, a predicted model, not a curated record
CUAUCCACUCCAAGCCCUGCCCGUCUCGUCUCCACGCAACCAUUCCCCAAAUCGCCCCUCCGCCGAAUCGGGAGCAUCGCAGAACCCUACCUCUCCCCCAACCAUGGCCCUCGCCCGCCGCCUCCUCCCGCUCUUCCUCCGCCGCGGCGGCCCCCUCCCCCGCCCCCCAUGCCCCAUCCCCGCCCGCGCCCUCUCCACGGCCGCCCUGCCGGCCGACGCCGCCGACGAGGACGACGACGCCAUCACCAUCAAGGGCGUGCGCAUCUCGGGCCGCCCGCUCUACAUGGACAUGCAGGCCACCACUCCCGUCGACCCGCGGGUCCUCGACGCCAUGCUGCCCUUCUACCUCUCCCAGUACGGCAACCCGCACUCCCGCACCCACCUCUACGGCUGGGAGUCGGACGCGGCCGUCGAGUCCGCCCGCGCGCAGGUGGCCGCCCUCGUCGGCGCCGACCCGCGCGAGAUCUUCUUCACCUCGGGCGCCACCGAGUGCAACAACAUCGCCGUCAAGGGCGCCAUGCACUUCUACCGCGACCGCCGCCGCCACGUCAUCACCACGCAGACCGAGCACAAGUGCGUGCUCGACUCGUGCCGCCACCUCCAGCAGGAGGGCUUCGACGUCACCUACCUCCCGGUCCGCCCCGACGGCCUCGUCGACCUCGCGCAGCUCCGCGACGCCAUCCGCCCCGACACGGGCCUCGUCUCCGUCAUGGCCGUCAACAACGAGAUCGGCGUGGUCCAGCCGCUCGAGGAGAUCGGGCGCCUCUGCCGCGAACACGGCGUCCACUUCCACACCGACGCGGCGCAGGCCCUCGGCAAAAUCCCGAUAAACGUAAACCAGAUGGGGAUCGGCCUCAUGUCCCUCUCCGCGCACAAGAUCUACGGGCCCAAGGGCGUCGGCGCGCUCUACCUGCGCCGCCGCCCCCGCAUCCGCGUCGAGCCGCAGAUGAGCGGCGGCGGCCAGGAGCGCGGCAUCCGCAGCGGGACCGUCCCGACCCCGCUCGUCGUCGGCUUCGGCGCCGCCUGCGACAUCGCCUCCCGCGAGAUGGACUACGACGAGAGGCGCGUCAGCGCGCUGCAGCAGCGCCUGCUCGACGGGAUCCGCGCCAGGGUCGACGACGUCGUCAUCAACGGCAGCAUGGAGCACCGCUACUCGGGCAACCUCAACCUCUCGUUCGCCUACGUCGAGGGCGAGAGCCUGCUCAUGGGGCUCAAGGAGGUGGCCGUGUCCAGCGGCAGCGCGUGCACCAGCGCCAGCCUCGAGCCGUCCUACGUGCUCCGGGCGCUUGGCGUGGAUGAGGACAUGGCGCACACCUCCAUUCGCUUUGGCAUCGGCCGAUUCACCACCGAGGCGGAGGUGGACAGGGCCACUGAGCUCACUGUGCAUCAGGUGCUCAAGCUACGCGAGAUGAGUCCGCUCUAUGAGAUGGCCAAGGCUGGCAUCGACAUCAAGAGCAUCCAGUGGUCGCAGCACUGACACUCUCUUCGCUAUGCUUAUUCCCCUCCACUCCUCUCUAUAAUUGCACGGAUGGACACAUACUGCCUAGGCAUGUUUGGUACUGUGGAACAUACGUGUACGCAUUCUGACCAUGCGGAAGGCAUGCUUGGCAAAAUGGCAGCACUUUGUCAUGUUGAUGGUUCAAACAGCCGAAGAUAGUUAGACAUGUUCUCUACCUGGAGUAUGUUAAAACACAAAAUAAAGAUAGUUAGACAUGUUCUCUACCCGGAGUAUGUUAAAACACAAAAUAAGGAAACCUGGUAUUGUAUAUGUCCUAAGGCACAAUUUGAAUCAGUUCCAGUGAUGUGUAUAUGUAUUAUUGUUGCAGAUACGAUUUUGGUACCCCUUUCCUUUUU